Molecule: messenger RNA, 2692 nt
Organism: Jaculus jaculus (lesser Egyptian jerboa)
Lineage: Eukaryota; Metazoa; Chordata; Mammalia; Rodentia; Dipodidae
Gene: Vgf
Product: VGF nerve growth factor inducible
Exons: 2
Coding region: 282-2159 (625 amino acids)
Biological process (GO): regulation of synaptic plasticity; carbohydrate homeostasis
Molecular function (GO): neuropeptide hormone activity
Source: RefSeq, a predicted model, not a curated record
GGAGCGAGCGAGCCGCCGGGAGCUGCGCGGACCCAGCUGAGCCCAGCUCGCAGGACGCCAGACCUCGACCGUCGCUCCUACUCCAGCCACCGCUAGCAAGAGCCCAGGCGGACGGGGGGGAGGUCCCGAUCUUUCCCCCUGUCCCCACCCUCCCCUCCUCGCUCCACCUCCGGAGUCGUGACAGGCUGGUAAAUACUCCGCUGUCUCUCCUUGAAACCUUCAGCAGCCGUGGGUGUGAAGGAGGCUCCUCUCUCCUCCAAGUUCCUGGCAGCCCCUUGGUCAUGAACACCCUCAGGUGGCCGACAUCCGUCCUCUUCUGUCUCUUUCUACUGGUCAAGGGGUUAGGAGCAGCACCCCCCGGGCGCCCCGGGGCGCAGCCUCCUCCCCUCAGCUCUGAGCAUGAAGAGCCGCUAGCUGGGGAUGCAGUGCCCAGGCCAAAGGUGGACAGCGUCCCAGAGAUCCGAGCUGCUCGGAAUUCCGAGCCGCAGGACCAGGGAGAGCUGUUCCAGGGCGUGGAUCCCCGGGCGCUGGCCGCGGUGCUGUUGCAGGCAUUGGACCACCCGGCCUCGCCUUCCGCGCCCGCAGGCUCCCAGCAGGGGCCGGCGGAAGAAACCGCCGAAGCUCUGUUGACCGAGUCCGUCCGCAGCCAGACCCACAGCCUCCCGGCGCCUGAGAUCCCAGCGCCCGCGGCUCCGCCUCGACCUCAGACUCAGGAGACCGGUCCCGAGCCCGAGGACCGCUCGGAGGAGCUCGAGGCAUUGGCAUCCCUCCUCCAAGAACUUCGAGAUUUCAGCCCGAGCAGCGCCAAGCGCCAGCAAGAGACGGCGGCGGCAGAGACGGAAACCCGCACACACACGCUGACCCGAGUCAAUCUGGAGAGCCCCGGGCCCGAGCGCGUGUGGCGCGCAUCCUGGGGAGAGUUCCAGGCACGAGUCCCGGAGCGCGCGCCUCUGCCUCCGGGGGCCCCUUCGCAAUUCCAAGCGCGCCUGCCCGAGAGCGCACCCCUUCCCGAAACCCAUCAGUUCGGGGAUGGAGUGUCUUCCCCUAAGACACACUUGGGCGAGACUUUGGCACCCUUAUCCAAGGCGUACCAAGCCCUGAGUGUCCCUUUCCCUAAGGGGCGCCGGCCGGAGAGCUCACUUCUGGGCGGCUCCGAGGCGGGGGAACGCCUACUACAGCAAGGGCUGGCGCAGGUCGAGGCUGGGCGGCGGCAGGCCGAGGCUACCCGGCAGGCCGCGGCGCAAGAGGAGAGGUUGGCCGAUCUCGCCUCGGACCUGCUGCUCCAGUAUUUGCUGCAGGGCGGAGCCCGGCAACGCAGCCUGGGGGGUCGGGGGCUGCCGGAGACGCAGCAGGAGCGAGAGGGCGAGAGGGAGGAGGUGGAGGCGGAGCAGGAGAGACGCGGAGGAGAGGAGAGGGUGGGGGACGAGGAUGAGGAGGCGGCGGAGGCGGAGGCAGAGGCGGAGGAGGCGGAGAGGGCGCGGCAGAACGCGCUGCUGUUUGCCGAGGAGGAGGAGGAGGACGGAGAAGCCGGAGCCGAGGACAAGCGCUCCCAGGAGGAGACGCCAGGCCAUCGGCGGAAGGAUGCCGAAGGGGCCGAGGAGGGCGGGGAGGAGGAGGAGGAGGACAACGAUGACGACGACGAUGAAGAGAUGGACCCGCAGACCAUCGAUAGCCUCAUCGAACUGUCCACCAAACUCCACCUGCCAGCCGACGAUGUGGUCAGCAUCAUCGAAGAGGUGGAGGAGAAACGGAAACGGAAGAAGAACGCCCCUCCCGAGCCGGUGCCACCUCCCCGGGCCGCCCCCGUCCCCACCCACGUCCGCUCCCCGCAGCCCCCACCUCCCGCCCCGGCUCCAGCUCGAGAGGAGCUGCCGGACUGGAACGAAGUGCUCCCGCCCUGGGAUCGGGAGGAGAACGAGGUGUUUCCCCCGGGGCCCUAUCACCCUUUCCCCAACUACAUCCGGCCGCGGACGCUGCAGCCGCCGGCCUCCUCCCGCCGCCGCCACUUCCACCACGCCCUGCCGCCUUCGCGCCACUCUCCGGACCUGGAGGCCCAGGCGCGGCGCGCGCAGGAGGAGGCGGAGGCCGAGGAGCGCCGGCUGCAGGAGCAGGAGGAGCUGGAGAAUUACAUCGAGCACGUGCUGCUCCGGCGCCCGUGACCCGCCCCCCGCGCGCCCCCCUCCGUGUCGCUCCUCCCCCUCGGUGUUUGCAUGCGCCCUGGCUCCGCCCCCUCGGCUGCCGCCCCGCCCUCCCCAACCCCGGGCCGUGGCCGGGACCUGCCAGACUUCUUCCCGGUCCAAAGCCCGAACACCCCCCCCCCCAAAAAAAAAACUCACUCAGUGGGCGACUCGGGGCUGGCCCAGGCGGGCGGGUGGUUUGUACGAGUUCCCUUCCUCUCCCCCACUCGAGGGGACCCCCCCGCCUUCCCUCAUCCCCAGCUGGUUUCUUUCGGGAUGUCCCCGUCCGAAACGGGAUUGUGGGAGGCAGGGGGCUUGCGGGGAAGAAAGCAGUUGUAAGUAAAUUGCGUGCAAGUGUGUCUGUCGUCCGACCUUGGGGCCUCCCCGGAGCCUCUUUUCCCUUUCCCCAAAGCGCUGUGAACUCAACCCCUUCUUCCCCUCUCUCUCUCUGUUGUAAAUAACCCUCACGGAGGAAAUAGUUUUGCUAAGAAAUAAAAGUGACUAUUUUAUUAGGA